AAAGAGUGAAGAAAAUUUUAGCAGCUUCUUUUACAUGAUCUGGAAGAUAUUCAAACAUUUAGGUCUUUUAGACUGAUCAAAUCAAAGGGAUGGAAAAAAAGAGAAGAAAAACUGUAGCAGUAGUUGGAAUCUGUACGUGAACAUCCUGGAAACUGUGGUUGUGGAAAAAAGCUGCAAAGAGCUGGAUAUGCAUUAUGAGCGUGUUUUAAGUGGUAUAUAUGCAUACGAGAAACAGGGUUUCUGAAGAGAUAAAAGGAAGAACGUGGCUAGAGCUAUAUGUACUCAACACUGAGGAAAGUGUCGUUCAUAUUGGUGGUUUGAAAAAAAUACAACUGACGGUGCUAUCUCUUCUGCGACACAGUGAUGAAUAGACCAUACGGUGGACGCAGGGAUGACUUAGAGGCUGCAAGCAGUAGUUCUCCCUAUCCCGACAAUCAGGAAGAUGAGACGUCCUCCGGACCAUUCGACAUAACUAGCACAAAGAAUGUUUCGUUUGAACGCCUCCGCCGCUGGAGGCAAGCCGCACUGGUACUUAAUGCUUCUCGUCGCUUUAGAUACACAUUGGAUUUAAAAAGGGAAGAAGAGAAGAAACAACUCAUUAGUAAGAUUAAAGCCCAUGCACAAGCCAUAAGGGUUGCAUAUCUGUUCAAAUUAGCUGGGGAACGAGUUAAUGGAACAACAACAAUUUUACCUCCAACACCCCAUGGUGAUUUUGCAAUUGGACCAGAGCAACUUGUGUCCAUGACAAAGGAUCAUAAUCUUUCUGCUCUUCAGCACUAUGGGGGGCUUAAUGGACUAUCUGCUAUGCUAAAGACAAAUUUAGAUAAAGGGAUCAAUGGAGAUGAUGCUGAUUUAAUGAAUCGGAGGAAUGUAUUUGGUUCAAACACUUAUCCUCGGAAAAAAGGAAGAAGCUUCUGGAGGUUUGUUUGGGAAGCUUGCCAAGACCUUACUUUGAUUAUUUUGAUGGUAGCUGCAGCAGCUUCCUUGGCUCUGGGUAUAAAGACAGAGGGUCCCAAGGAGGGCUGGUAUGAUGGGGGAAGUAUUGCAAUUGCAGUUAUUCUUGUCAUUAUUGUGACAGCUAUCAGUGACUAUAAGCAAUCUCUUCAGUUUAAAAAUUUAGAGGAGGAGAAAAGAAACAUACACUUGGAGGUUGUUAGGGGAGGUAAAAGGGUUGAGAUCUCAAUAUAUGAUAUUGUUGUUGGUGACAUUGUGCCCCUCAACACUGGUGACCAGGUCAACAAAAAUUCCAAGGAACCAUUUCUUAUGUCUGGCUGCAAAGUCGCUGAUGGCAGUGGAACUAUGCUGGUAACCAGUGUCGGGAUUAAUACUGAGUGGGGAUUGCUUAUGGCAAGUCUUUCUGAGGAUAAUGGUGAAGAAACACCAUUACAGGUACGCUUAAAUGGUGUUGCAACUUUCAUUGGUAUUGUUGGGCUCACUGUAGCUUUUGUUGUCUUGGUCGUCCUUUUGGCCAGGUACUUUACUGGCCAUGAAAAAAAUGCUGAUGGAACUGCACAGUUCAUCGCAGGCCAAACUAAAGUUGGAGAAGCUAUAGAUGGAGUCAUUAAAAUUAUUACUAUUGCUGUUGCUAUUGUGGUUGUUGCAGUCCCCGAAGGGCUUCCCUUAGCUGUUACUUUAACGCUUGCUUACUCAAUGAGGAAAAUGAUGGCAGAUAAAGCUCUGGUACGUAGGCUCUCCGCUUGUGAGACCAUGGGUUCUGUAACAACAAUUUGCAGUGACAAGACUGGAACCUUAACUUUGAAUCAGAUGACUGUAGUUGAGGCUUAUGUUGGUGGGGAGAAAAUUGAUCCACCUGACAGCAGCUCACAAUUAUCUCAGACACUAACCUCAUUACUUAUUGAAGGCAUUGUACAGAAUUCGAAUGGUAGUGUUUUCACACCAGAGGGUGAUGGAGACGUGGAGGUUUCUGGAUCACCAACUGAGAAGGCAAUUCUUAAUUGGGGAAUCAAGCUUGGUAUGAAAUUUGAUGCUGUUAGAUCAGAAUCAUCUAUCAUUCAUGUUGUCCCAUUCAACUCAGAGAAAAAACGAGGCGGUGUUGCAAUAAUAUCGGUAAUGUGACUUAUAGUAGUCUUUCAUGAGUGAUUUUCGCAUUGAUGCUUUUACUUAGAAGUCUUGAUUGCAUUGUAAGUGCCCUUUGUUGUCAGUCUGCGUCCAGGUUUUAUCUAUAUGAUCUAUUUGACUUAAAAAUUUCUUUUAGUCGUUUAGAAAAUGUUAACUUCUUAACAAAUGAUAGUGAUUUUGUUGAUCAACUGUAAAAAUGACAAAAUUAGCAUUUAAGAAUUACAGCAGUCAGCAAAAUAGCAAAAAUAACUGCAUCAAUUUUAAAACAUUACUGAGAUUAUGGCCUAGAGAUAAAAUAUGUUGAGAUUAAUUGAAUAUAUUGUGUGCCUCCUGUGGCCAUGUCACGCCCUAGAACCCAAAUCCGAGGACGUGGCAGACGCCGUGCACUCUUGAGAGGGUCCCACAAAUGCACAAGGCUCAGAACUUAUUCAAAUCACAACAUCUCAAGAAAGAAGGAGAAAGAAGGAGAUUCUAAGCCCCAAAUCAUGUGAUUGAACAAGAAAGAAGGAGAAAUUUCAAGCCUUUUUACCGGUUUUCAAAGGAGGAGGAAGUCGGUGGCUUGGGGGGGGGGGCUGUCGGGAGCUGCAGAAUGAAGAAGAAAAGCAGGACACGCGGCUGAGGAAGAAAGAAAGAAGAAAAAAAAAAUCCCAGCCGAUCCUUAUCCAAAUUUUCCUCUUUUAAGUCCCUCAACUUUUGAAAUUUGACUAUUAAGCCCCAAAACAAUAUUUUUCCUCAAAUAAGUCCCCUAACUGAAUUGAUAAAAUUCCCAAAAUUUUGGGAUAUUACAGGCCAUUUCAAGUUCUAGGCCUAACUGAUAUAUAUGCUACUUGAACUGGCUGAAAAUUACCUUUUUGU
This is a messenger RNA of Rubroshorea leprosula, 2934 nucleotides long. The record is from the annotation of a GenBank genome assembly. NCBI's taxonomy places the organism in Eukaryota, Viridiplantae, Streptophyta, Magnoliopsida, Malvales, Dipterocarpaceae.